Messenger RNA from Colletotrichum siamense, 1548 nucleotides. It is a transcript of the gene lolP1-0, whose product is annotated as Cytochrome P450 monooxygenase lolP1. Gene Ontology annotation, molecular function: monooxygenase activity; heme binding; iron ion binding. The transcript is spliced from 6 exons. NCBI's taxonomy places the organism in Eukaryota, Fungi, Ascomycota, Sordariomycetes, Glomerellales, Glomerellaceae. The record is from RefSeq and is a predicted model, not a curated record. The coding region runs from base 1 to 1548 and encodes 515 amino acids.
AUGACCGGCAUCCUGUCUUCCACCGUCGGCUGCGCGUGGUUUCCCGACUCCUCGGGGUUACUGAUCAAGUUGGUUGGACUGCCAAUACUCGUUGCAUUUCUGGUGUGGGAGUUCCGAUCAUGGUAUCGGCUGAGAAAGAUCCCCGGCCCUUUCCUAGCAUCGGUUUCGGUUUUGUGGCAGUUGAAGAAAGCAGUUGGAGGGACUUACCACGAGCACUUGAAUGACGUUGCUAGGAAAUAUGGACCCCUGGCGCGCAUCGGCCCAAACGAGCUGCUAUGCACUGACCCCGACUCACUGCGCAAGAUGUCGGCCGUCCGCUCGCCAUACACCAAAGGCGAUUUCUACGAUUCCGGCCGCAUCACCCCCGGCGUUGAUAAUGUCGUCUCGAUGCGGGAUGAAGAGGAACAUAAGGCCAUGAGGGCACGCAUGGCACCGGCCUAUGCUGCAAAGGAAAACGAGGGUUUUGGCUUCGAGACGGGCAUCGACCGCCAGCUCAUGAAUUUCGUCCAAUUGGUUGACCAGCAUUAUGUCUCUAUCGAUGCCGAGUUCCGACCGCUAGAUCUCGCUGAGAAGACGCAGUACUUUGCGUUAGACGCUAUUGGGGACAUUUCUUUUGGCGGCGCGUUUGGAUUCCUUGCAGAAGACAGGGAUCUGUUUCGGUACAUCGAGAUCAACGAGUCGUCACUGCCCAUCAUGAACGUCGUCUCGGUGCUUCCAUGGCUAGGUCGACUUGUUCACAAGUGGCCAUUCCGUUUGAUGUUGCCUACAGAGAAUGAUCAAAUCGGCUUUGGGCGUUUGAUGGGUUUCGCUAGGAACUAUGCCGAAAUGAGACUACAGCCUGGAGCGAAGCCCCAGAAGGAUAUGAUGCAGGCCUUCAUCAAUCAGGGCCUCGACCUGAACGAGCUCAUCCAGAUCGUCUACAUCCAUAUGAUUGCUGGCACCAAUUCUGCCGCGCAAGCGAUGCGCAUGACUUUACUAUCGUUGAUAAAUAAUCCCGUCGCCUACCGCAGACUCCAGCGGGAAAUCGACGGCGCCAUAGCGGCGGGCUCAAUCAGCUCUCCCAUCACCAACUCCGAAGCUCUUAAGCUUCCGUACCUCCAAGCCGUCAUUCGCGAGGGCCUGCGAUUUUAUCCCCCAGUAACAGGACUAGGGUUCAAGCAGGUACCUGAAGGCGGUGACGUGCUCAACGGCUACUACGUUCCCGCAGGCACACAAGUCGGGCAGAACUUCUUCGGCGUCGGUCGGUCACAGUGGGUUUGGGGCUCUGACGCCGAUGUUUUCCGCCCUGAGCGAUGGCUUUCGGCGAGUGCAGAGGAGCUGAAGCAAAUGAACGCAGCCGUUGACACACACUUCGGCCAUGGCAAGUACUCAUGCUUGGGAAAGUCCAUUGCCAUGAUGGAGCUGAACAAGGUUUUCGUCGAGCUGCUACGGAGAUAUGACUUCACUGUCAUGAACCCCGAAAAGCCCAUCAAGACGCUCAGUGCGAUCUUCUUUGUCGCUCGAGACUUUUGGGUACGGCUCACGCGUCGCUCCGCCGAGACGUGGUGA